Molecule: messenger RNA, 1542 nt
Organism: Cuscuta europaea
Lineage: Eukaryota; Viridiplantae; Streptophyta; Magnoliopsida; Solanales; Convolvulaceae
Source: the annotation of a GenBank genome assembly
CUUACUGAACUCGUUCUUCGACUCACUCAUAUACCACCCGGUCCAGAUUUCAGGCGCUUCCCACAAAAUUGAUGCCGGCAUCUGACGUCAUGCUCCCCGGAGAUGCGGCCUCCAAGUCACCCCUUGACAAACCUCUCCAUCAGCUCACCGAAGAUGACAUUUCUCAGCUCACUCGCGAAGAUUGCCGCCGUUACCUCAAAGAGAAAGGUAUGAGAAGGCCGUCGUGGAACAAAUCACAGGCGAUUCAACAAGUGAUAUCACUGAAGGCGCUCCUUGAACCGUCAUCGGAUUCUGAUGUCGGCGGUAGCAAGUUGCUGCGCAUUUCUCCCCCCGACACUGCCAAUAAUAACAAGGCGGCCCGUGUCCCGCAAGUAGUUGUUCCCGAUGCAGAAGCAUCUGAAUCUACCGAAGAAGCUGUAUGGAACCGUAAAAAAGAUACAGAGAAGCCUAAUGUUUCAGGUGAUCCAGCAGCUCCUCCAGCAGCGGCUGUCAACAUGUCAACUCCAUCAAGAAUAUCUGGUUCAGCGGAUAUUAUGGUUGGACAAAUGACAAUCUUCUAUUGCGGAAAAGUGAAUGUCUAUGAUGAUGUGCCUGCCGACAAGGUACAAGCAAUCAUGCAUCUUGCUGGAAGCCCACCCCAUGUGCCUCCUGACUGUUCAGCACAGCGUUUAGUCUCCCAAUUACACCCUGCAAAUGUUGAAGUAGGCCAAGACUCUCCUGCGGUGUUCUUGCCGCCAAUGCAAACAGGUAAAAAAAGUGAGAACUCCCGUGUGCAAAUGGAAGAUAACGGUCCAUUUUAUGAAGAUAAUCAUGUUGAAGGGUCAGGAAGUAGGAAAGCAUCCGUACAGAGAUACCUUGAGAAGAGAAAGGACAGGUAGGUUCAGGAACAAGAGAAAGUCAGUAAUGCCUUCUUCACCUAGGUUGGACAUCUACGUGAAACCUCAAAUGCAACACCAUACUGCCAAUGAGCACCCAGACAACAAAGAGUGGAUUAUGGAAGGAAGGUUGAGGUAGGUAGGAAGGAGACACUGGGAUUUGUUAGCCUUUAUUCAUGCCAUGAGAACCAAGGAGGAUAUGUAAGUUCCAUUUUCGCUUUAGGUACGUAGGCACAACAAGAGAUGCAGAUAGGGGUAGGAAAUCUGAAAUCCUCCCCCCCAAGUAUUCAUUUGGAUGCAUGUAUUAGGUGUAUGUAGAUGAUCUAUGUCGGCAGUGCAUGUACACAAAACAUCUAGCUAGCCAAGUUGCCAUACAACAUUGAGUUGAAAGGGCAUAUUUUUUGUUUUCACUAUUCUGUAGUGUCAUUAGUGGCAACUGGGCGUUCUAUUUUGCCCUUUUAACUACAUGGUUCUAUGUGCAGGUCUAGUGUAUAUGAGGUUGUUGGUGGAGUUGUGCUUUAAAUUUACUGUGCAAAGAAUUUUGAUUUAUUAUCGAUUAAACACUUUGGGUCAUCUCUUCUAAAUGCAUUCAUUCUGUGAAUUCACAAUGGGUGGGUUAUUCACUUAUUCUUAUACAACUUGAGAUUUUGUUUAACGUGCUAUUGAG